Stylonychia lemnae is the source of this 963-nucleotide messenger RNA. Lineage: Eukaryota; Ciliophora; Spirotrichea; Sporadotrichida; Oxytrichidae. The record is from the annotation of a GenBank genome assembly.
AUGACACAUUACGUCACCAAAAUAGAGGGUGAACCAGAGAAUAUAUGGUUCUACUUAACUUCUGCUUAUGUAUUAGUACUCUAUUUCUCGAUAGUUUUCUCAAAUCCUGGAAAUUUAAAUGAUCAUCAUAAGAGAAUCAUAAAUCAAAGGUUUUAUAAGAUGGAGUAAAUCCUAGAGAAAUGCAAAGCAAAUGGUCCUAAUUAUCAGCCUAAGUUUGAAAACAAAGCAGAAGAAAUCUUAUUCAAGAACUAUUUCACACCUAUUGAGGUGAUCAAUUCAACAUUUGAAGACACCAGAAGAUUCAAGUAUUGCUAAAAAUGUUCAGUGUUUAAAUUGCCAAGGAUGCAUCAUUGCUCAUUUAUGGGAAUAUCAAUUUACAUAAACCUAAAAAGUUCAGUUUACGAAAUGAAAAUAUUGGUAUAUAGCAAAACAAAAGGUGGAAUGGUCAUACUACUAUUAAUUCACAAUCUAAUUACAAUACAGCAUGCAUAUAAUGUGCUGUCGUUUUCAUUCUCCAAUUGUAUUAAAAACACCUAAUAAGUGGAAAUGAGUUAGCUUAGUAAUUUACACACAUUGGCUGAGUACUACUAGCUUUAAGUACCAAGUCAAAGAAAAUCCUAUUACACAAAGUCAAACAUUUUCAAGAAUGUGUCUGAAAUGCUAGGUAGUAAAAAUAUUGUUGAAUGGUUCAUUGCGAAUCCCUUCUAUGAUAGACAAAGCUAUGUUAGAUGUCUUCAAGGAAACUUUAAUACUACUACAUAUGAUGAGUAUGAAAUUAAAAAAGCAGUAGGUUAUAUGAAAUUAGACAAAGACUCAACAAGAGACUUGGUUAAUUUAUAGUAUUAAGUAGAAAAGAUUAGACAAGAGGAGUAGAUGCAGUCUGGAGGAAGCAGCUAAAUUGGUUUCUAACACAUCGCAUUUUAUGUCCCUGAGUACAUAUAGGAAUUAAUUAAAGAUAUUUGA